Messenger RNA from Erigeron canadensis, 889 nucleotides. RefSeq names its product sm-like protein LSM8. The transcript has 6 exons. Gene Ontology annotation, cellular component: U6 snRNP; precatalytic spliceosome; U4/U6 x U5 tri-snRNP complex. Gene Ontology annotation, biological process: mRNA splicing, via spliceosome. The coding region runs from base 208 to 504 and encodes 98 amino acids. The record is from RefSeq and is a predicted model, not a curated record. Lineage: Eukaryota; Viridiplantae; Streptophyta; Magnoliopsida; Asterales; Asteraceae. Gene Ontology annotation, molecular function: RNA binding.
GAAGGGUGGAGGGUGGGAGGUAUAAUCACAAAAUCUCUUUCAAACCCCUUUCUUAACACAUCCGCUUUCGUGCCCCCAAAAUCUCAUCCCCCCACUUUCUUUUUUUUUUUUCCAGAAAACAACAUCAUCAAAUUACUACUUAUUCAAUCCUUCCUUCCUUUUUGGCUCAAUCGGUGAAGUGAGCAAAUUUAAGGUCUUAUUUUCAUAAUGCUGGGUGGCCCUGGACUUGAAUCGGUCGUUGACCAACGCAUUUCUGUUAUAACGAAUGAUGGACGCAACAUAGUGGGAUAUCUAAAAGGGUUCGACCAAGCUACAAAUAUAAUCCUUGAUGAAUCACAUGAAAGAGUUUAUUCUACCAAGGAAGGUGUCCAACAGAUUGUAUUAGGUCUCUACAUCAUAAGGGGUGAUAACAUAAGUGUUAUUGGGGAAAUAGAUGAAGAGCUUGAUGCAAGCUUAGAAUUGGAAGAACUGAGAGCUUAUCCUUUGAAGCCUAUUAUUCAUUGAUGGUUUACAUGGUAUGCUUAGUUAAAACAUGAAUGUCGUAAGGAAAUUCGGAUAUGGUUUCCGAAAGAAAUUACUAUUUGGUUCAACGACACAUGAAACUUGUACUUAUCAUCUGACUGAUAUUUGGCUGCAUCUUCUUGAAUUUUGGAAUUCAUGUAGCAUUCUGUGCAAAUAUGAAGUUCCUAUUGAGCUGAUCUUAAAGCCAUUCUUGUAGGCUGUAAUUUCUAGACCUUUUGGUACAUCUUUUUGUAGUGAAAAACGAGUGUUUGUCAACAGCACUGUGUGUAUGUUUUUGUGACCGCCAACUAAUGGUCGCUGCUAUAUUGUCCAGCGUUGCUUAUUGUAUUGCACAUGCUCAUCUUUUUGGGGAUGGAUUUUGCUCUUA